Rubroshorea leprosula is the source of this 2281-nucleotide messenger RNA. The record is from the annotation of a GenBank genome assembly. NCBI's taxonomy places the organism in Eukaryota, Viridiplantae, Streptophyta, Magnoliopsida, Malvales, Dipterocarpaceae.
AGAAAAAAAAAAAAGAGUCUCUGUACACUUGACCUAUGUGUCAUUAACCAAACCCAAAAAAAAAAAAAAAAAAAAGCAAAAAAAUGUACUCCCAUUGAUUGAAAUACUUAAGUUAAAGGACUCAAUUCGACUUUAGUUAUAUUUUUAGGGACUAAUUCACUACUAAGGUAAUUUUUGCAGACCAAUAAAGCAAAUUUUAAUUGCGCUUCUAACACAUGCCUAAAACCCUAGAAACCAAGCGCGCCGUUCUAUUUGCCGCCUCUUGCUUCCUCCGUUCUCCGAAGCUCUGCAACCAUGCCGAAGCACUACAGGCCUCCUGGAAAGAAGAAGGAAGGAAAUGCUGCCAGAUACGUCACCAGGUCGCAAGCUGUCAAAAGCCUUCAAGUCAACCUAUCACUCUUCAGGAAAUUAUGCAUUCUCAAAGGAAUUUUCCCCCGGGAGCCAAAGAAGAAAGUCCAAGGAAAUCAUCACACUUACUAUCACACCAAGGAUAUUGCAUUCAUUCAACAUGAUCCAAUGCUCGAAAAAUUUAGAGAAAUCAGGGCAUACCAGAAGAAGAUAAAGAAAGCUAAGGCCAAGAAGAAUGAGGAGUUAGCGCGAUCUCUGAAAUCUCGUGAACCCCAUGUCAAGAUGGACAAGUUCAUCAGGGAUAGAUAUCCAACGUUCAUUGAUGCAAUCAGAGACUUGGAUGACGCUCUCUCCAUGGUGCACCUUUUUGCAGCGUUGCCUGCCAUAGACAGACUGAAAAUUGGAGCAGAGCGCACUCAUAAUUGUCGAAGGUUGUGUCAUGCAUGGCAAGCCUACAUUUCUCGCACUCAUAAGUUGCGAAAAGUCUUCAUAUCUGUAAAGGGCAUAUAUUACCAGGCUGAGGUUGAAGGUCAAAAGAUCUUGUGGUUAACCCCUCAUCCCUUACAGCAAGUUCUGACAGAGGACGUUGACUUCGAUGUCAUGCUAACCUUCUUGGAAUUCUAUGAGACACUCCUUGGAUUCGUUAAUUUCACACUAUAUCAUUCCAUAAAUUUGAAGUAUCCUCCAAUUCUUGAUCCUCUAUUGGAAGCAGUGGCAGCAGAUCUUUAUGCAUUAUCAAGAUACAUUGAUGCUGGCUCUAGAGCCUCCCUGCCCGAACCUCAAACUGCUAGUUCAUCUAGGUCUGAGCAAGAAGCACAGGAAGAGUCUGAGUUAAGACUUGCCCAACUUCAACAUCAGCUGCCUACCAAUGAACCUGGUGCACUGAUGCAUCUUGUUCAAGAUACCACCAGCGAAGUCGAAGAAGAUGAAGAUACAAGGGAGUGCAAGAAACUCUUUCAAAAUAUGAAAUUUUUCUUGGGCCGUGAGGUUCCAAGAGAGUCAUUGCUUUUUGUCAUUCCUGCUUUUGGUGGUGUUGUUUCUUGGGAAGGGGAUGGUGCACCAUUCAAGGAAGCUGAUAGCAGCAUUACUCAUCAGAUUGUUGACAGACCAACUCAGGGUCAUAUGUACCUUUCAAGAGAUUAUAUUCAACCCCAGUGGGUUUAUGACUGUGUAAAUGCACGGAUCAUAUUACCAACUGAGCCUUAUAUGGUUGGGAGGGUUCCACCACCACACUUGUCACCGUUUGUUGAUGAUGAGGCUGAAGGUUAUGUUCCUGACUAUGCCAAGACCAUUAAACAGUUGCAGGCUGCUGCCAGAAAUGACGUCCUACCAUUGCCCGGUGUGGGGAAGGAUGAUCUGGAUGACCCUCAAAAUCUAUUGGCUGAGGGGUAUAUCAACAGAACUGAGGCUAAUGAAGCUGCUGAGAAGAAGCGCAAGAUGAUGCUUUACGAGAAGCAGUAUCACAAUGAGUUGAAAAUGGAAAUUCAGGUUGACUUGAAUAUAAAUGAGCAAAACUCUAAAGAGAUGGACUUGAAGGAAGAAUCUCUUCCUGAUAUGGAACAAAUUGUUAAGGAUUCUGAUGCUCAUUCCAAGGCACUAAUGUCACGUAGAGAGAGAGGACUCUAUGAAGCCAUCAAGAUUGGAAAGGAAAGGAAGAAGGCUCAUGUAGAAAAGCUUAAGGAGCGAAAGAGAAAUAUCCAAGAAGCCCAGAAAUCUGAUAAGAAACAGAAAAGAGCUUAGAUUUUUCUUCACUUAGUUUGUUAAUUUACGAGGCUAAUUGUUGUUUUAAGUUGAACAUUGCCAUCUUUGUUGGCUAAGAUUUUGCUGAAGUAUCCUAUGUACGAUUUUUUAAAUGUUCAGUAUACAAAAUUCUUAAAGUUGACUGUUGGACUGUUUUAUUGUUCAAACUGAAUAGCCGAGUGUUUUACCAUUA